Molecule: messenger RNA, 708 nt
Organism: Ogataea philodendri
Lineage: Eukaryota; Fungi; Ascomycota; Pichiomycetes; Pichiales; Pichiaceae
Exons: 1
Coding region: 1-708 (235 amino acids)
Biological process (GO): mRNA cis splicing, via spliceosome
Cellular component (GO): nuclear cap binding complex
Molecular function (GO): RNA cap binding
Source: RefSeq, a predicted model, not a curated record
AUGAGCUCCGAUCUUAUGGAGUUUGAAGCUCCAAAUUUUAAGAACUCGACUUUCAGACUUGACAGGCCAUCGUCGUACUUAUUGAACAAAGCAAGAAGAGAUGAAAUCAAUGGAUAUUCAAAUCUCAAAAAGUCAAUGACUUCGUCCACUGUCUACAUUGGAAAGCUUUCAUUCAACACUACAGAAGAGCAACUUUUUGAAUUGUUCAGUAGCUGUGGAGUGAUUGAUAAAAUCAUAAUGGGACUAGACAAAAACAAACUGACACCAACUGGUUUCUGUUUCGUGGUAUUCAAGGAGCCGAAUGGGGCUCUGAAUGCUGUUAAGUAUCUCAAUAAAACUAAGGUCAAUGGCAGAUCCAUGGAAAUUGACCUGGAUCCAGGAUUUGAAGAAGGACGCCAAUUCGGAAGGGGAGCAGACGGUGGACAGAGACAACAACCGCAACAGUUUAACCACAGAUACGACUACAACAACCGGAGAGAUAAUUACGACCGUCGAAAUGGCAGAGGUGGCUACAGGAGAGGAUGGGGAAGAGGAGGAAGAGGAAGAGGAAACUAUAGAGAAAGACCUCAAAGGAAUUAUGAUGCACCACCUCAAUACCGCGACAACUAUCUUCCUCCCCAACCUCAGGAAACUCAAGGAUAUAGCGAACCUAGCCAGCCCUUGCCUCCACAUCUCCAGGGUUCGGAUCUGCCACCACAUUUACAGUAA